AUGUUGCAGGCACAAGAGGACCAAGUGCACUUGUUAGGACACGAUGAAGAAAUUCAGCCUAUUUUUGAGGAUCUUAAACUUGUGCUGAUUGGAAGUCAAGGUGCUGGAAAAAACACCAUUGCUAAUGCCAUCCUUAAAGAAAAAGUCUUCACAUUCUGGACGUCUUUAAGAAGUGUCCACAUCAAGGAGACUCGUACAGUAUCAGGAACACAGAUUCAUUUGGCUCGCACCCCAGGCUGGAAUGGAGACUUGAGUAGAUCAGAAAAAACCAAACGUGAAAUUGUGCACUGUGUACAGACUUUAUAUAAAACUGGACCUCACGCAGUCAUCUUAGUGCUUAACGUGAACUCAGUGCUGUCAGAGUCGAACAUCAGCACCCUAGAGAGUCUGCUUACUGUUCAGCUGUGGAAACAUACCAUAGUGCUAUUCACCAACGGAGAAAAACUGGGACAUUGCCGCAUUGAGGAUCAUAUCAGAAGUGAACAGCUUCAACCUUUAAUUGACAAAUGUGGAAAAAGAUAUUUUGUGAUCCACAAAAAUGACAGCAACCAGAUUAUUGAGACAAUUGAAGAGCUUGUUGUCAGGAAGAAUUCAACGAGUUGUUUUAAACUUUCUGCUCAGACAGACGAUAAUAAUACAUUGCUGUCAGACUGGGAAUAUGUUGUUGAAAGGAUCAAAUCGAAAAUCAGUUCUCUGUCAGCCUCUAAGGAAAAGUUGCAAAAUGAAGACUCUAUGAAAAUGCUACUCGAUGCAAAAGAUGCAGAGAUAAGGAGACUGGAAAAAAUAGUUCAAGAAAAAAAAAGGGAGAUAGAGAGGUUACAAUCAAGAUACUCGAGAACUCAAGAAGAUCUUGACCAGUCUGCCCUAUACAGAAGAAAUACUGAACUGGAAGAUCAAGUUUAUAUGAUGAGCAAUGAACUAAAGGGAAAGAAUACAGAGAAUGAAACACUGAAAAAACAAGUAAAGAAAAAGGAUGCUGAGAUUGAGGAACUGAAAAAAGAGUUACAAGUGCGGCAACAAAAAGCUAUAGCUUGGAGAACACAUGAGGAUCAAUACGCAACUGUACAUGCAAGCAAUAGCAGUAAACUCUGUCAAAGUGUCUCAGCGAUGUCCAUAAGGAGAGGUUACAAUCAAGAUACUCGAGAACUCAAGAAGAUCUAUACAGAAGAAAUACUGAACUGGAAGAGCAAGUUUAUAUGA
Sinocyclocheilus anshuiensis is the source of this 1200-nucleotide messenger RNA. RefSeq names its product myosin-1-like. Gene Ontology annotation, molecular function: GTP binding. Lineage: Eukaryota; Metazoa; Chordata; Actinopteri; Cypriniformes; Cyprinidae. The coding region runs from base 1 to 1200 and encodes 399 amino acids. The transcript has 3 exons. The record is from RefSeq and is a predicted model, not a curated record.